GCCUCUUUCAGUCGAGUCGAGAGGGAAAUGGCGAACACCAUAUUUUUUGUCAUUUCCUUCCUUAUUUUUCUUUUUUACCGCAUUGUCCUGAUCCAGACCUCUGCUAUUAAAACAGCUUCUCGACUGUACCUUUGAGAGCCACAAGCUUUGCUUCUCCCACUUUCUUCUCUCCCUCGCUUUUCUCAGAAGGAGAAAAAGAAAAAUGGAAGUUGAUGAAGUGUUUGAGGAGUUCCUGGCCUUGAGAAGAGAGCUGCUGGAGAGCUACCCCGGUGAAAUGAAUGAGUUUCUUGCAGAUGGUAGCAAUUUGAAUGAUUUUCACAGGAACCCAUCUUCCUAUUUCCCACAAUCGCCAUUUCUACCAACCGCAAACUGUGAACAGCUCACUGCUGCACCUUCCUCAUUUAAUGAGCCCACCAUUUCCUCCCAAUCAACACUUGGGUGCUCCUUGGAUGCAGUUUUCCCAUACAAAGAUGGGUUUUUGGCAGCCCCUGAUAUGGCCUUCUCUUCAUCCGAGACACCAACUUUUUUCCCACUGGUUGAGGAUGAUGAGUUGGGGUUCUUAUGCAAGAGCCUCUGCAGCUCAGACUCAAAGGAGGGCAUAUCUAAGCAGAGCAUGGCCCAAGCACUCGGGAUACCAGAGUUCGAGGCAAGUGGUGCAGAGACAGGGACGAGAAGUAGGCAAUUGAAGAGGAGACUGGAAGGGCAACCUUCCAAGAAUCUCAUGGCUGAGAGGAGGAGAAGGAAGAGGUUGAAUGACAGGCUUUCUAUGCUUAGAUCUGUUGUUCCAAGAAUCAGCAAGAUGGACAGGACUUCCAUCCUUGGUGAUACUAUUGAUUAUACCAAGGAACUCCUCGCCAGAAUCAAAUCCCUCCAAGAAGAAGUAGAUCUAUCCGAGGAUAGCUGCAAUCAUCUAAAUCUCCUGAACUUUUUCAAGCAGCUAGAACAGAAUCAGGCUCUAGUGAGGAACACGCCCAGGUUUGACGUAGAAAGAAAAGGUGCAGAUACAAGGAUAGAUGUCUGCUGUGCAGCAAAACCAGGAUUAUUGCUGUCAACAAUCAGCACUAUAGAAGCCCUUGGGCUUGAAAUUCAGCAAUGUGUUAUAAGUUGCUUCAAUGAUUUUGGAAUGCAAGCUUCUUGCAGAGAGGAAGGGGAGCAGAUGACACGGUUAAGGUCUGAAGAUAUUAAGCAAGCACUAUUAAGAAAUGCAGGUUAUGGAGGAAGGUGUAACUGAAGAAGAAUUGCAGAAAGCGCCUUUUGUUCCCCUCUUUUUUCCUUGAUGUGAUGGCCACAACAAGUGGACCAUUUGCAUUUGUGAGGCAAAAGCUCAAAAUCCUAUUGUUGAUGAAUGAGGAGAUUGUUUGUCUUUGAACUAGCAUGCAUUUAUAAUAUAAUGUAUUGAGACUUUCUGUGUCCAUAAACAACUUUCAAGUAGGCUGCCAUGGCCUAUGUACAUACUACAUACCCUUUCACAGGGCAAAUAAAAUGUGGGUACCUCUUGCUCCA
Nymphaea colorata (pocket water lily) is the source of this 1503-nucleotide messenger RNA. RefSeq names its product transcription factor bHLH93-like. Gene Ontology annotation, molecular function: protein dimerization activity; sequence-specific DNA binding; DNA-binding transcription factor activity. The transcript has 4 exons. The coding region runs from base 203 to 1231 and encodes 342 amino acids. Gene Ontology annotation, biological process: regulation of DNA-templated transcription. Lineage: Eukaryota; Viridiplantae; Streptophyta; Magnoliopsida; Nymphaeales; Nymphaeaceae. The record is from RefSeq and is a predicted model, not a curated record. Gene Ontology annotation, cellular component: nucleus.